Messenger RNA from Stereum hirsutum FP-91666 SS1, 255 nucleotides. RefSeq lists its product as uncharacterized. Gene Ontology annotation, biological process: mitochondrial respiratory chain complex IV assembly. The coding region runs from base 1 to 255 and encodes 84 amino acids. Lineage: Eukaryota; Fungi; Basidiomycota; Agaricomycetes; Russulales; Stereaceae. The transcript has 2 exons. The record is from RefSeq and is a predicted model, not a curated record. Gene Ontology annotation, cellular component: mitochondrion.
AUGUCUCGUGCGGCAAAAGCGACCCUAGCUGCGUCUAUUGUGGCUACAACUUUCACUGUCUGGUUCGUGCACUAUCAACAGCAGCAAGAACAUGAGACGAUGUACAAGGGCGUGCUACGCGAUGACGAGCGGAGAAAGGAGAAGAUGAAGCAGAGACAGUUGGAGUUUGAGGAGUCGCAGAGGAAGAGGGCGGUGUAUGAGAGCGUGCAGAAAGUAGAGACGGAGGGAGCUAUACCCUCAGGGGCAUCAAGGUAG